Molecule: messenger RNA, 883 nt
Organism: Cucurbita moschata (crookneck pumpkin)
Lineage: Eukaryota; Viridiplantae; Streptophyta; Magnoliopsida; Cucurbitales; Cucurbitaceae
Product: low temperature-induced protein lt101.2
Exons: 2
Coding region: 494-658 (54 amino acids)
Cellular component (GO): membrane
Source: RefSeq, a predicted model, not a curated record
GUUUUUGCAUCAUUUCCUUGUUAUAGUUCAUCAAGUUUCUUAACUGAAUGCUCUCUAUAAUUUGAUUGUGCUGCUGCCAUGGACGGCCAUGAUUCUUGCUUGAAACCACCCUCUAUCUAAUUCAAAACAUUAUCAAAUUUGUUUCGGUUACAAUUUCCUAAAUCUUGUAGUUUUAUGCUAACAAAUCUCUGUUAAAAAUAAAUUAAAAAUUAAUGAAUUUAGUUGGUAUGUAAAAUAAAUUUUGUAUCCUUGAACUUUGUGUAGAGUAAUGUUAGAGAAAAACUUGUAAGAACUUCAAAUUUUAUUCACAAAACACCAAAUAGCAAAAGUGCCACACGUGUUAGUCUCUUCUCCCACGUGUCAUUCCCAAAACCUUAGACUAUUGCCACCUCCCCACAACUAGUUUUGGGUUCUCUUUCUUCUUCAAGGUGCAGCUUUCUUCAGCUUUAAAACCUCAUUUUUUUGUCAUUGAGACAGAAACAGAGAAAGAAUUAUGGGUUCUGAAACUUUUGUAGAAAUCAUAUUAGCAAUUCUUCUUCCACCACUUGGAGUUUUCCUUCGCUAUGGCUGUGGGGUAGAGUUUUGGAUUUGUUUGUUGCUGACCAUAUUGGGAUAUAUCCCUGGAAUUAUAUAUGCAAUAUAUGUGCUGGUUGGUUAGAAAAGGAAGAAAUUUGAAAGCCUAGUUUUAAUGAAUGCCUCUUUUUUAUUUUGGUUUGUAGAAAGUUUGUGUGUUUAUGGCUCUUGGAUCUAUGUUGUUGUAGAACACUGAAUAGAUAUAUUAUCAUUUAUUGGCAAGUACUGAUCUAAUCAAGGGUUGUUGCUUCAUCUGGGUUUUGGUGUUAGGCAUCGCUCUCUGUUCUAAAUGGAAGUAACGUUCAAAAUA